Molecule: messenger RNA, 1757 nt
Organism: Macadamia integrifolia
Lineage: Eukaryota; Viridiplantae; Streptophyta; Magnoliopsida; Proteales; Proteaceae
Product: aspartyl protease AED3-like
Exons: 1
Coding region: 90-1655 (521 amino acids)
Biological process (GO): proteolysis
Molecular function (GO): aspartic-type endopeptidase activity
Source: RefSeq, a predicted model, not a curated record
AUAGGACGACGAUGGGAAGCACUUCAAAGUGGCAUUUUCGUCGUUUACCAUAAAAGACAGCUUCACGUCCCUUCCAGCUAAGAAGUCAUAUGAGCCUUCUCAACAAUCUUCGCUGGAAUUCUAACUCUCUCCCACUGCCCUCGCUUGCAUGUUUCUGUUCCUCUAAUCCUCUCUCGCCUCUACACAAGAAAACCCAAUUAAAGAAGAAGAAGAAGAAGAAGAAAGAGCAUCUCCGAUCCGAUAUUCCCGUAACCGUUAAACUCUUCUUAUAUAGGACACUCGCACAAGUCACACCUUAUUAUCUCUCGAGGCUGUCUGAGUCACCCCCCCGCCGAGUUAUGGCCUUCACUAUUGCUGCACCAUUCCUCUUCUUCUCCCUUCUUAUCACAGCAGCCAAAGCCAGUGAUCCAUGCCCUUUCACCUCCUCCGGCGACUCUGAGCUUCCUCUCCUCCACAUCUACGGCAAAUGCUCACCAUUCCAUCCACCCACAACCGAGUCAUGGACUGACACAGUCAUCCACAUGGCCUCCAAGGACCCAGCCCGUCUCACCUACCUAUCCAAUCUCGUAGCAAGCAGGGCAACCUCAGCUCCCGUCGCAUCAGGUCAACAAGUCCUGAACAUCGCCAACUACGUGGUCCGAGUCAAACUCGGCACCCCGGGUCAACUCAUGUUCAUGGUCCUCGACACUAGCAAAGACGAGGCAUGGGUUCCAUGCAGCGGCUGCACCGGUUGCUCAUCCACCGUCUUCUCACCAAAGAUGUCGUCGACUUACACCUCCUUGGACUGUACCACGUCCGAAUGCAGCCAGGUUCGCGGCCCCUCUUGUCCAGCUACUGAGUUGAGCCCAUGUCUCUUUAACCGAUCCUACGGCGGCGAUUCUUCAUUUUCCGCCACCUUAUCUCAUGACUCGCUAAGAUUAGCCCUUGAUAUUAUCCCAAAUUACGCUUUUGGUUGCAUCAAUACCAUCUCCGGCGGGUCCAUACCACCUCAGGGCUUAUUGGGCCUGGGCCGUGGGCCCACAUCCUUGAUCUCACAAGCUAGCUCACUCUACAAUGGUGUAUUCUCCUACUGCUUCCCUAGUUUCAAGUCUUAUUACUUUUCCGGGUCAUUGAAGCUCGGAUCCGCUGGUCAACCCCAAAACAUCAGGACUACACCGCUCCUACGUAACCCACACCGGCCGUCGUUAUACUAUGUCAAUCUAACCGGGAUAAGUGUUGGUCGGGUUCUGGCCCCAGUUGCUCCAGAGCUUCUCACAUUCAAUUCAAACACUGGGGCAGGGACCAUAAUUGAUUCGGGCACGGUUAUAACCCGGUUUGUGCAACCCGUUUACACUGUUAUCAGAGAUGAAUUCCGGAAGCAGAUCAAAGGGCCUAUAUCAACAAUGGGUGCAUUUGAUACUUGUUUUAAGGCUACAAUUGGCGCAUCAGUACCAACUGUGACACUACAUUUUACGGGUAUGGACUUAAUGUUGGCAAUGGAGAACACUGUGAUACACAGUAGCUCAGGGUCUGUGGCAUGUUUGGCAAUGGCUGCAGCUCCAGUUAAUGUGAACUCAGUGUUGAACGUCAUAGCUAAUCUGCAACAACAGAACCUCAGGAUACUCUUUGAUCUCCCUAAUUCUCGUAUUGGAAUUGCUCGUGAGCUAUGUAACUAGUGCUAGAUCUCUCCCUCUUCUUCUUCAUUGGGUGUUCUUUUCCCUUUUUUAUGUAAUUGAUUAAGAUGAAUGAAAUUAAUAAAUCAAAGGGGGUCAAACUUA